CGUCCAGAGUCCAGACUCGCUAGCCCAGAGACCUCCAGACCAGUCAGCGAACCAAAAUGACCGAGGAAGGAAGGCACAUCGCCGGCGAGCCCAUCCGGCCGCCGCGGCUGGAGGAUGCGGGCCUGGAGGACUGCGCGCUCCCACCGGAGUCCAUCGCCAAGGCUUUCUCCCUUGCAGCGUGGGCCGUCUCCUCCCGCCUCCCCCACCUCCCCCUUUCCGAUGACGAGGACGACGUUGACCCGCUAGCGCCUCGUGGAGGCUGCGUGGAGGACGCGGGACCCACCUACGGGGUCAUUCCCGACGCCCUUGUUGGCGCGAGGGGCGGCAGUGACGGCGGCGCCGACGAGGUCGUCGUCGGGCGCGGAGACAGGGUUGUUGUGAUCGGCCAAGAGCUGGGACGGGAUGAGGGGUGUGCCGAGGGGACCAGAGGCGGAGAGCACCGGAAGGAGGAGGGUGAUGAGAUUGUGGAGAAAGCCAUCUUGGUGAAAGAUUUCGCGUGAGCUUUUCUUCUAGCUUCAUGAGAAGAUAUCUCCCUAGUAUUUGUUGUUUCUUUGACUUGUAAUGUAGAUCUUGAUUCAACGAUCAGAUGACACUAUGUUAGUCUCUUUGGUAUGGUGGAUUGGUGGCAAGCUACUUAGCAUCAACGGUAUUCGACUUAGCGCGUUGCUGAUGAAGUGAUGAUUGCUGCUGUUUUCCUGCUUGAUUUGUGCUCGAAUAGCGACAUGCUCUUGUUCAAAGUUAGUGACAAGCUAGUGGAUUUGGCAAGCUGCAAAUGCAACUGAUAUUUAUUGGCUGUCCUAAGGGUAAGGGCAAAUGAUGCAAAUGUGAUUGUGUCUGACAUAUAAUGUGUCUUAGACACUUAGUAGAGCUUGCGAACAGAUAAAUGCCACAAGAAACCACUGGAUUUGACAUGGCAUCUAAUCAUUUUAGAACAUUCAGGAACAUGCUUUACCAUUCCAGGGGAAAAGAUUUCUUGCAGAAACCUUCGUCAAUGGAUUCAUUAAGUGGGGAAAUAAUACAAGGCACCACUUAUAAGAAAAAUAAAUAGAACAGAGCAGACGUUUUGUUGAUUAUGAACAUGAUAUGUACCUUUUCAACAGGAACUGAAAUUGGAUUACAGACAAACUAACACCAUUGCAAUAUACAGUGCCACUCUAGCGAACAAAUCUAAUGAAAGCUUUUCUUAUAAAAUAGUUAGAUGUGCUAAGUUCACUAGCAGAUUAGUGUGCUGAUAUCCUGACGUAGCAGCAGAUUAUUGUGCCAAAGUGAAUGGAGGCGUUGAAAAUGAUGUUUGUGUCGAGGCUUGAGAUUAUAUAUGUAUAGCUGAGUAACUAGUAAAAUAGCUUGAAGGAUUUUCAACGUAUAACAUGGCCGAAGUCAUUUCAUCUCAUUGUUCUGCCUAUAUCUUUGCAGCCCUGCACUUAGUGUCUUUUCUGCAACAAGAUGAACUCUAUGAUUUAAUUAAUUUCUGAAAAAAAAACUAGUGAUAAAUGGUUUCAGCUAAGUCAUCUAACAAUCUCUGUAACAGAGUCUUUUUCUGACUGGUGUUUUUGAUUGGCAGUCACGCUUUCCUGGUAGGAUCACUGCAAAAAAGUCAUUAUGAUAACCUGUUUCUCAGAGUCCAACAGAUACAUUUUGAUUGGGUAAGAGAUUCACAAAAAUACUAUUCACAAUUGUUAAUAUCUCUGAAAUAUGAUCAUAUAUCAUGUGUCCCAUCUAGUCCUGUUUAUGAGGUUUAUCAGCUCUGCAUUUUGAGGUACUUGUGUGCUUCAGUGUUCCAACUGUACACAUGUGGCUCAGUGCUUCAGGUACAUCUAGUUAAUUGCUUCAUUUUGUUUGGGGAAGUAUUAAGAAUUCCUACUUUCGGAUGCUUAAUUGAUGUUUGUUGUCUAUGAGAGAAAUGAAGCCAGAUACAUCAGGUUUCAGCAUUUUCAUCUGUUUCGCUUUAAGAUCAUUGUUGCUUUAAUUGAUGAGUUUUACUCGUUUUUUGGCAUGCUAUCCAGGUAAAAAAAAUUGGCAUGCUUUUAAUUUUCUAUGACCUCUUCUCAGCCUCAUUACUGCGUGAUUACACGAGUGCCAUGUCCCCCAUUGCCAGGAGGGACUCUCUUGAGCGCUUCCUGGAGAAAAUGCCGUGAUAUGUUAUCACGAACAAAGGACAGCAGUAGGUAGCAGCUCUCCAUUUUCUUCUGGAGCAUAUUAUUAUUAUUUCCACUUGCGGAUAUUUCAGAUUAGUUUUUCUACAUGCUGUAUAUGUGUACCACAAUAUUCAGAAAUGCAUUAUGCAUGUGGCCAAGUCUUCAGAACGUGGUCUUUUACUGCUGGCCCCUUUCAUAACCAA
Messenger RNA from Triticum aestivum (bread wheat), 2338 nucleotides. RefSeq lists its product as uncharacterized. The record is from RefSeq and is a predicted model, not a curated record. The coding region runs from base 57 to 500 and encodes 147 amino acids. The transcript is spliced from 2 exons. NCBI's taxonomy places the organism in Eukaryota, Viridiplantae, Streptophyta, Magnoliopsida, Poales, Poaceae.